Molecule: messenger RNA, 6459 nt
Organism: Salvelinus fontinalis (brook trout)
Lineage: Eukaryota; Metazoa; Chordata; Actinopteri; Salmoniformes; Salmonidae
Product: transmembrane protein 132C
Exons: 9
Coding region: 1053-4319 (1088 amino acids)
Source: RefSeq, a predicted model, not a curated record
CGUCCGGCUUUACUUCACACUACACGCCCCCUAGACCAGAAUUUGGCAAUCUAAAUUGUGACUUGUGGGUUUAAUUCCCUCAGAAUUUUAUACAAAGGAUGUUGACAGUGCACUGUACCAGGAUGGAUUUAAGAGAGCGGAAUUGCAUGUCUUUAUAAAUUGGCUAUAUCUGCUGCAGGGAACAUACCGGCGGAGGCAAACGCAAAUAAUUACUUCAUGCUGCAUAGUCAGCAGCCACAUAGAGUGCCGAAGUUUGAUGAAAACGUAUAUAAAACAAUAACUAACCUAACCCCUACGUUGUUCUGUAUCCGACAGGGGAUUCUUACUUUUUGUUUCCGCUGUAAACAACCUAUGUUGGAGUUAUGCGUGAUUUUAAACGUUUUAUUUCUACGGGUGAAACAGGACACUAGAAGAUAAGAAAACAUAGGGUGCAAUUCGAUCACAACUUGUGUCUUCUGCAGCUAAAGUAUCAGUGACUCUCUGUGAAAUCAUUGGGGUUCGACGAUAAGAACCCGUGCGCAGUGCCAAGAAACUUCAGCAUCGGGAGUCACAUCGCUGAGCAAAUGAUGCAGAGGAGACAGGGAUGAAAAACGGGUGAAGAAAAGGGAUUAAAAAUCUACUACAAUCUGCAUUAGAAAACAACUGCUUCCAUGGUGAUUCAUGAUCCCAAGAAGAAAACUCUCCCUAAUAAGCUUGGUCGACAAAGCGGAACGAAGCGCUCAAGUCACUAUGCGCUAGAUAGCGCUGAGCAUGUAAUUUUCACAUUUUAACAAGUCUUUUUAUGACUGAAUAUUUAUUAGCCUAAACAUUUCUACGUUUUCAUUAACAUUCGGUAUUCAGCAAUGGGCACAUUUUGCUGAGGGUUGUUCACUUUGGAUGAGAGAAACGGCAUGACUUUUGGAAUUUAAUAAGCUAUCAUUUGGAUGGUCAGUGGACAUUAGUAAACAUCUGGCAGUCAGUUUUGAUGCAUCCAAGUCUAUGAUUCGCCUCCCUUUUUGAAUGAUCCAUUAACACUAAGUCUAAAUAUAUUUUUAUUAAAGGAGAAAAGAAACAUGUUGCAUCUCCGUGCGCUACAAUCAAUCAUGGUACUUCUAGGGGUAGCAGACUGUCGAGUAUUGGAGGGAUUGCAGAGGUUUUCAUCCAUCCCCACCUACUUGCCUGUCAACUACCAAGUGAUCAACGCAGAGUCUGCUUUCUUCCUGAAAGAGGCCAACCAGGAGUUCAUGAGGAACUCCAGCCAGCUGUCGCGGACAGAGCCCUUCUUCAUCUACCAGGCCCGCAGCAUGCCCUCAGUAAACGCCAGCUAUGGCCCCCUCUCUGUGGAGCAGCCUGUCACCCUGGAGCUCAUCCAGAACCCUUGGGCCUUUGUGGCCUCCUCCAUGUUCACCUUCAACUGGAAGGUGCAGACUUUCAUCAUCCAGGACAGGAUCUACCUGUCCAACCCCAGGGUCCAGGUGCUGUUCUACGUGGCGGGCAGGGACUGGGAUGACUACAGCGCCAUCGACAAGCUGCCCUGCGUACGCAUGUUUGCCUUCCACGAGACCCAGGAGGUGCGUGGCACCUGCCAGCUGAAGGGGGAGCUGGGGCUGUGUGUGGCUGAGCUGGAGCCCCUGGCCGGCUGGUUCAGCCCCCCCAGCGUGGUGCCUGGGCGCCAGAGGACCAUAGAGCUGGCCGAGGGGACCACAGUGGAGCUCUACUACAUGUUACAGUCAACAGAGGCAGGGGAGUGCCACUCGGAGGAAGCCCGGAAAGGCAACUCCAUCCGCUCGGAUCAGGAGGGUCUAUUUGGCUCAUCCACCUCCACCCCAAUGAAGAGGAUCGGCAGUGUGCGUCUGUACCAGAGCCCUGCCGCCCUGGCCUUAACUGAACACAGGCUGGAUAGUAACUUCCUGGUCAUGGUGCCGACCACGCCCAUGAGGCAGAGGGACACUGUCUCCGCCUUCAUCACUGCCUCGGCCUUCUCUCCUGUGGAAAUGUUCACCCUAAGGGUCAAGUUGAAAGAGGGAAUGGCGUUUCUGGGUGCCCGGCCCAGCAACCCCACCCUGUGGAUGGUGAGCCAGGAUGUGAGGAGCGAGGGGCACCGGGUGGUCACCCUCCAUUGCCACAGGAAAGAGUCCAGCUACGGACAAAGGUCUGAGGAGGGUGUGCAGAGGGUCCUACAGGUGGACCUGGAGGUGGACAGCUUCCUGGGUCCACUAGGCAGCCGCUGGAUCACGUGGCAAGUGGAGUACCCGGGCAGCCGUGCCACCACGCAGGAGGCAGAGACAGAGAUCCGACUGGCCCAGAAGGACCUGGGGGGCAUUGUGCCCCUGGCCAUGGACACGGAGAUCCUGAAUACGGCCGUGCUGACAGGGAAGACUGUGGCUGUCCCAGUUAAGGUGGUGACCAUUGGAGCGGACGGCAUGGUCACUGACGUCUCAGAGGCAGUGGACUGUCAUUCCACAGAUGAAGAUGUGGUCAAGGUGUCAGACAGGUGUGACUACGUGUUUGUGAAUGGGAAGGAGAUGAAGGGCAAGGUGAGGAUGAUGGUGAACUUCACCUACAGCUACCUGAGUGCCCAGCUGGAGAUGAACGUGUGGAUCCCACGGCUGCCCCUCCAGAUCGAGGUGUCUGACACAGAGCUCAGCCAGAUCAAGGGAUGGAGGGUGCCCAUCAUGACCAGCAGCCAAAGGUCUGCACUGGACAGUGAUGAUGAGGAUGAUGAAGACCGGAGAGGAAGGAGCUGCACGUUACAGUACCAGAAUGCCAUGGUUCGAGUGUUGACACACUUUGUGGCCGAAGCUGCUGACCCCCGUGGUCAGCUGACCUUCAUGCUGGGCAGUGAUUGGCAGGUGGACAUCACUGGGCUGGUGUGGGACUUCCUGAAGGUGGAGGACCCCCAGAUAGCUCAGCUACAGGAUGGACGCAUACUAGUGGGACUGGACAUGGGGAUGACCACCAUCCAGGUCCUCUCCCCCCUGUCUGACUCCAUCCUGGCAGAGAAGACGGUGACGGUAGUGAACAACAAAGUGACCAUCACAGAGCUGGGAGUGCAGCUGGUCACCGGCCUGGCUCUGAACCUGCAGCUCAGCCCAGGAAGCAACAGGGCAAUCCUCGCCACGACAUCCACACAGGAAGUGCUGCAGAGCCCAAAACAGGAGGCCCUGAUCAGUGCGUGGCUGCACUUCAGUGAUGGCUCCAUGGCUCCUCUGGACCUGUACAACUCAGACUACUUUGUCCUGACGGCUACGUCUCUGGAUGAGGAGGUGGUGACGGUGCAGCAGGACCCCUCCUGGAAGUGGCCUGUGAUCGUGACCGAGGCUGAGGGCCAGGGCCUGCUGGUCAGGGUGGAGAUGACUGUCUGUGAGCUCUGCCAGAAGUUCAAGCGGCGCAGCGUUUUGGCUGCAGGGAACUGCAACGUCAAGGUGAAGUUUGGCCAGAGCGACAGUGGCACCUCGAGAAACAUUGACUACGGGCCAGAGGGCGAGGAGCUGGAGAACAGGUCCAGCGACCGCAGGCAGCAGUCUCCCUCCCAGGACAGGACUGGAUUAGAAGCCCACUACUACGGCAGCUCCAUCUCUGACAUGGAGGACGGUGUCAUGAGGAAGGUCACCACCACCACUAAGAGUACCAUCAUCAGAAGGCCCAAUGGAGACAAGCUGUCAGACGAUGGGAACCAGGUCCAGAACAUGCCAGACUUCCCUGCCCAGGUGGACCUCCCUCGCAGCCACAACAUGGAGGAUGAUCUGAUCCAGACAGCCCGGGGCCUCACUGACCUGGAGAUCGGCAUGUACGCCCUGCUGGGGGUCUUCUGCCUGGCCAUCCUGGUCUUCCUCAUCAACUGCAUCUCCUACACCCUCAAGUACCGCCACAAGGAGCUGUCCAUCGAGGGCCAGGAGAGCAUGAACCACGCCCACGACUGGGUGUGGCUGGGGAACGAGGCAGAGCUGCUGGAGAGCCACAUGAGCCUGUCCCCACAGCAGGACGAGCUCACCUCCAUGGUGGACUGCAGUGCCGGGCUGGAAGAGGGCAGCCACCUGCUCAACGGGGCCUCUUCCCAGAAGAACGUGCAGGGCCAGGUACACCGGGCAGCAGACAGGGUGAGCUGCACAACCAAGGACAGCAAAGGAGACUCGCCUACCACAAAGAGGAAGCGUGUGAAGUUCACCACGUUCACCACCAUCCCACCAGACAAUGGCUGCCCCACUGUCAGCACACUGAGCAUGAGCCACAGCCAGGACAUUAAGUGGGUGUGCCAAGAUGUAGAGCUGGGGGACUCCAAGGAGCUUCGGAACUACAUGGAGAGAUUAAAUGACAGUGCUUUAAAAGAGGUGGCGUAAUCUGUGUGCUCAGUGCACUUAUAACUCACCCUUAUGCCUUUCACAGUGAGCUGGGCCUGGACAGCACCUAAUGCUGAACCUAGAAGAGGUUGAAAUCUGGAAGCAACAUUUUUGUGAAUCACAUGGGACUGCCAAAGGGAAAAUUAAUUCAAGAGGACAAAAAUAGUAAUGAUACCACACAGGACUAAUGGCAAAUCGUUAACUUGAAAAGAAACAUAUAAUUUUUUGAUAAUUUGUUUAUUUCUGAAUAUCUUCCUACCUUUUAAUCAUUAUUUCGUGAUGGUUCUUUUGUAGGUAGACUCAAGCCAUGUUCCCAGACUAGCUCUGCAUUACUGACAAAACUACAAAAUGUUACGCAGAUGAUGACAUGUAGAUUUAAGAAUGUAAAUGAACAAAUAUUCAAGAUGUAUAUAAAGUACUCAUUGAAAGGUUUUGGAAGUUUUGUAGCAUUUUGAAUAUUGAUUUCCUAUUCCACAUCCUGUCGUUCUUUUGUUUUUUGAUAAAUGUCUGGGCCCCCAGGAUAGACCAGAGCCUACAGAACGUCCUGCAUGUGGUUUGAAAUAAAGGCACACAUUUUAGGUUCAUCUUUACCAGAAGACACAGAGAAACGGUUAUGUAUAUACUGAACAGUCCUCCUACAAGGCAUUGUAUUGUUGCUCUGUAUAUUGUAUUUUCAUAACUGUCAUUUAAAGAACAUACAACAGUGUAGAGGUGCGUGUCCACUUCAAUCCACCAACCACAUGGGAAUACAUUACACAUGCCAACAUGUAUUCCUUUUUGCUACCCACUAUCUUCAAUGACUGAAUGGAGAUUAGUGCUUUUCCAGGUUAUGUCUUCAUAUAAGCCACACAGCACAAACCUGGUCGUACCCUAAUAUGGUGUAGGAGUUGUAAUUGACUACAAAAAGGACCAGUAAUGGAAUAAUUUCACAAAUAUUACAUUUCCAUGGUAAAGAAAAAUGAAGCCACUGGAAGUCAUUUGCUGUUCUUCUAUUUUCAGAAUUUAGCCAAACAUACUUCAAUUAGAGUGAACUCAACAGUAUAUUUGACCAAUUCAUUCAACUUGGUAGCACAACAGCUAGAUUUGGAUAAAGGAUAAGGCUGGCACCAAUUAUUCUGCCAGCAACUAUUAUUGCUUCUCAAAUCAAAGUUUACUGGUCAUGUAAACAGUUUAGCAGAUGUUAAAGCAGGUGCAACGAAAUGCUUGUGUUCCUAUUCUCCUAACAGUGCAGUAAAAUGUCAAACAAGCACACAAUAAAAAAUAGAAACAAGAAAUCAAGAAUGUCAGAAUGAAUCCAAUUAACACUGAUGGUGAUUACUUUGAUUAAUGAUUGGAUUACAACUGAAAUUAAAUGACCAAUUAUGGUCUAAUUAACCCUUGUCUUGGAGCCUGCAGAAAUGCUCGGCUAGGACAAAGUGGAAUGGGAUUUCCACUCGCUCUUCUGAAAUGGAAAAUUCCCAUCAUGAACCCUAAUAAAUUAAUAAAAAGCCUACGAAAGUGGUGGGAGGAAAGAGGUUCAGAAAAAACAUUUAUGUUGGGAGUUACUUCAUAUAUGAGUCCGUUAGCUGACCAGAACAGUCAUAAUAUCAACUUGAGGUCAAUAAUCAAUGCUAGUUUGUGAGAUCAUGUUGCAAUAUCUGUUGCUGGGGAGUAGACGCUAGUCAGACAACGAGCAAACACUCCUCUAAAACAGACAGAUGAGCCAGCAAAUUACAGAAAUAUCCUUUAUACUGCUUCAUUAAAAGCGCUGCUAGUUGUGUCAGUGUCUACAAGGCCCAUUGAAUAUUUCCUGAAAGAUCCUGUGCACCACAGGAGGUUGGUGGCACCUUAAUUGGGGAGGACAGGCUCGUGGUAAUGGCUGUAGCAGAAUAACUGGAACCGUUUCAAAUACAUCAGACACGUGGUUUCCAUGUGUUUGAUGCCAUUCCAUUCGCUCUGUUCCGGCCCAUUAUUAUGAGCUGUCCUUCCUUCAGCAGCCUCCUGUGCUGUUCCUGAUAGGGACCCUCCUCAUUCCUUUAUUCCUUUAGUUCAAGUAGCUUGCCUACUUGAUUCCCUGCAGCUCCUCCGGUUCUUCUAUUGAUCUUACGCUUUAUGUUGAAUGAAAACACCAGAUUAAAUAAAGGCCUUACCUUACCAUCUC